UAAUAAUAGCUCAAACGAUCUCUCCGCCCUGAAUCAAUGGCUUCCCCGGCGAUUCAGAGAUCCCCGUAUUCAACCGCCGCAUCUCCCACUGCUGCUUCUCCCCUCCAACGUCUCUCCAAUCUCAAGGAUAGAUCACUGAAUGCAACGACUCCGUCUGCCGCCGGGAUAACUCCCACUCCAACCACCGCAGUCACUCCGGCGUUACUCUCCCCUUCACCUGCAUCACCUCUUGACUCGUUCGCAUCCGACCAAAUUUUCUCCGCAUUCCUAUCUCCUGAUUUUGAUUCGGCCCGCUUCUCCUCUGCCGCUCUCUCGUCCGGAUCCGCCGCAUCCCGCAUUGAGAAGCUCCAGGAAGGCCUGCGUCUCCUCGAUUUUCAGCUACGUCAUGAAGUCCUCUCCCGUCACGAGGAUCUCCUCAACCAGCUCUCUUCUAUACGAGCCACGGACUCUGCUCUCUCCACCCUACGAUCCUCCGUCUCCUCCCUCCAGUCUUCUGUACAACGAGUGCGGUCUGAGCUCUCCGAUCCACAUCGCGUUAUUGCCACCAAAACUCGCCAGCUCUCAAACCUCCACUCAACCUCUGAGCUUCUCCAGUCCACAAUUCGCUUCCUCCGCCUUUCGAAAAAGCUUCGCGAUCUCAUGGAUUCCACACAAGACCAGGAAAAGCUCGAUAUAUCGAAAGCUGCCCAGCUUCAUUUCGAGAUACUGUCACUCCAUAACGAGCAUCAUUUGUCUGGGAUCGAUGUAGUGGAUUCGGAAUUGAAAUGGGUAACUGAAAUUGGGCAGAAAUUAAGGAGUGAAGGAAUGCGUGUGUUGGAGAAAGGGCUAGAAGAUCUGAACCAGGCAGAUGUAGGGGCUGGCCUGCAAGUUUUUUACAACAUGGGGGAACUGAGAGGGACUGUGGAUGGAUUGGUGAGCAAGUACAAGGGGUUGGGUGUGAAGAGUAUAAACACAUCGUUGGAUAUGAAGGCAGUAUCUGCAGCUGGGGGGUAUGGGCCAGGGGGUGUGCAGAGGAGUGGCACCCCCCAGCUUGGGGGAAGCGCCAAGGCUAAGGAAGCUCUGUGGCAAAGGAUGAGUUCUUGUAUGGAUCAGUUGCAUUCCAUUGUUGUUGCAGUUUGGCAUUUACAAAGGGUGUUGUCCAAGAAAAGAGAUCCGUUCACUCAUGUUUUGCUUCUUGAUGAGGUCAUGCAGGAUGACGAUCCUAUGCUAACAGUGCGUAUUUGGGAGGCACUUGUGAAAUCUUUUGCAAGCCAGAUGAAAUCCACUUUCACUGCUUCCAGUUUUGUGAAAGAAACCUUCACGGUUGGGUACCCGAAGCUCUUGUCUAUGAUAGAGAACCUACUCGAAAGAAUUUCACGUGACACGGAUGUGAAAGGAGUUCCUGCAGCUCUUACUUCUGAAGCUAAAGAUCAAAUGAUUUCUGCCAUUGAGCCGUUUCAGACUGCCUUCUUGGCACUCUGCUUGAGCCGCCUCUCUGAUCUUGUUAAUUCUGUGUUCUCCAUGUCUAGUCGGGGAAGCAUUCCGUCAAAGGAAAAUAUCUACAGGAUCAUAUCACGAAUUCAGGAGGAGAUCGAAUCCGUACAUAUGGAUGCUCGGCUGACUCUUCUCGUCUUGCGUGAGAUUAACAAAGCCCUGCUUCUGCUAUCAGAAAGAGCAGAAUAUCAGAUAUCCGCAGGACCUGAAGCACGCCAAGUCACGGGCCCAGCCACCUCUGCACAGCUAAAAAACUUUGCAUUGUGUCAGCACCUCCAAGAAGUUCAUGCCAGGGUGUCAUCACUCGUGGCUGGACUUCCAACCAUUGCAUCCGAUGUUCUCUCUCCUGCAUUGGGUACAAUCUAUGGUGUGGCGGGCGAUUCUGUCACAUCCUUAUUCCAAACAAUGUUGGAUCGCCUAGAAGCUUCCAUCUUAAAAAUCCACGACCAGAAUUUCGGGACACUUGGCAUGGACAACAACAAUGCAUCACCCUACAUGGAGGAGUUACAGAAGAGCAUUGUCCAUUUCCGGUCUGAAUUCUUGUCAAGACUAUUGCCACCUUCUUCUUCAAAUCCCCUCUCCUCCUCCACAGAAACCAUAUGCACCAGGCUAGUGAGGAGUGUAGCAUCUCGUGUUUUGACAUUCUUUAUCCGACACGCCUCACUGGUCAGACCGCUAUCAGAAUCUGGCAAGCUGAGGAUGGCGAGAGAUAUGGCUGAGCUGGAGCUAGUGGUUGGUCAGAACCUUUUCCCGGUCGAACAGCUCGGUGGGCCUUACAGGGCACUCCGAGCGUUCCGCCCCGUCAUUUUCCUUGAAACAUCUCAGCUCGAAUCGUCCCCACUUAUUCAAGAUCUUCCUCCAAGUGUCAUCCUUCACCACCUGUUCUCGCGGGGCCCGGAUGAACUGCAGUCGCCUAUGCAAAGGAACAAGCUGUCUCCUUUGCAGUAUUCUCUUUGGAUGGAUUCACAAGGGGAGGAUCAGAUUUGGAGAGGGAUAAAGGCAGCAUUGGAUGAUUAUGCUGCAAAGGUGCGGAUUAGGGGGGAUAAGGAGUUCUCUCCCGUUUAUCCGUUGAUGUUGAAACUUGGUUCUUCAGUUUCAGGCAAUGAAAGUUGAACCCUUAAAAGAUACGGAAUAGAAUUUACUUCUUGUAAGGUUUAGCUCAUUACACUGUAAAUUUUAAAGCAGGUGAAACGCUCUUGAUUCUUUCAUUUUGUAGCGGAAGAUUCGAAUUUGUUAGAGAGUAAAAAGUAAUUAUUUAUUGUGGUUAUUUGAUUAGUCUCUGACUCUCUGCCUUUGGUGGAGUGGAAUGUUGGUUUUGUCAUUGUGGUUAUUUUUAAGCGAUUUAAAACUCUGAACAAUCUGGAUAUUCUCUUGGCGAAAUCACCAAAUAGAAUUGCCCCGUUGCAUGUUCG
This is a messenger RNA of Cuscuta epithymum, 2885 nucleotides long. NCBI's taxonomy places the organism in Eukaryota, Viridiplantae, Streptophyta, Magnoliopsida, Solanales, Convolvulaceae. The record is from the annotation of a GenBank genome assembly.